Molecule: messenger RNA, 2445 nt
Organism: Nymphaea colorata (pocket water lily)
Lineage: Eukaryota; Viridiplantae; Streptophyta; Magnoliopsida; Nymphaeales; Nymphaeaceae
Product: cyclic dof factor 2-like
Exons: 2
Coding region: 472-2058 (528 amino acids)
Biological process (GO): regulation of DNA-templated transcription
Molecular function (GO): DNA binding; DNA-binding transcription factor activity
Source: RefSeq, a predicted model, not a curated record
CGCUUCCUUCCCCCACCACCACCAUAUCUCUCUCUCUCUCUCUCUCUUCGAAACCGCAUCCUUGCUUUUUUGCUUUGGCCCUUCCUCUCUCUUUCUCUCUCUCUCUCUCUCUCUCUCUCUUCGGUUGUUUUGUUCUUGUGUAUCCGUCUUUCGAGGGCAUCGUCCGUCUUCCUCUUCAUCUGUUCCGUUCCUGGAGCUCGUUUCCCUUAGAUCCUUGUUCCAGCUGCUGCGCGUGUUUAUGUGAGAAAAGCGGAAAGGAGAAUAAAAAGAAGGAGGCGAAAUUAGGCGGGAGACAGCGCUGGACGGAUAUGCGCCCUGGGCAGAGGUGGCGGCGAAAAGAUAAGCACGACCGGCGGCAGCGACAACCACGAGCACUUCCCUCUCCUCCAGUCCCUUGCGCGUACACGAGCAAACGCGACCGUCGCCCUGGUUCGAUCGACGGCUGGGAAUUCGGGAAAGUUUUGGUCGGAGAUGUCUUCUGAUAGUGGCAGGGAUCCGGCCAUCAAGCUGUUCGGCAGGACCAUCCCGCUCCAAGAGGCAAAGGCUGAGCCCUCGGGCUGCGCCGGCGAGGGAGAGCAACCCCAAGAUGCGACUGCUAUAGAGCCCCCGCCUCCACCAUCCUCCGCCGAUAACGGGGAUGCGCACAGAGAAGCAAAUUCUGAUGAAGCAGCAGUGGCUUGUCUGCAAGAGCCCUGCAAGCCUGAUACUUCUUCUGAUCUAUUGAAUGAUCCCAUGGAAGAGGAAAGAGGAAGAGAUGCUCCUGAUCCUGACACUAGCAAAGUGUCCCCAGAUUCCAAGCCGUCCACACCUGCCUCAGAUGACGUGCAGACUGAAACUGAGGCUGGAAAUGAGAAGGCUCUUAAGAAGCCAGACAAGGUGCUCCCUUGCCCCCGGUGCAACAGCCUAGACACCAAGUUUUGUUACUACAACAAUUACAAUGUCAACCAGCCAAGACACUUCUGUAAGAACUGCCAGAGAUACUGGACAGCUGGUGGGACGAUGAGAAACGUGCCGGUAGGCGCUGGGCGGCGUAAGAACAAGCAUUCUGCAUCACAUUACCGCCACAUAAUGUUGUCCGAGGGCAUGGCAACGACGAUGGUAGAUGCUGCAGCUGCCUCCCAUCAUCAGGUUCUCCACUCUGGUCUUUCACCAACUGCAGGAGGAUUGAGGAAUACUAGUGGCGCGGUGCUCAAGUUCGGAUCUGAAGCACCACUCUGUGAAUCCAUGGCAUCUGCACUGAACCUUGGGGAUCAGCCUGUCAAGGGGAAUGUGGAGAUGGGUUCUGCGUCUGGUUCAGGGAAUGGAGAAGAGAUGUCAUGUGCAUCUUUGGCAACAGCUCCAAGAGUGGGAAGUGAAAUACAAGAGAGAACGGUUGGGAUGGAACAGGGAAGGAACGCAGGCUGCUGUGAAGGACCUACUCCUCAUCUUCUACGCUAUCCUGUACCUCCUCCAUGGCCGUACCCUUGGAGCCCUGGUUGGAGUAACGUUGCAGCCCUGGCAGCUGGAGGAUGCUCUUCCGAAUUGGUCUUCAGACCUGACACCGGCAAUCCUGGUUCGGCCCAAUGGAACCCACCGCCAUUGGUUGCUGCCCCUGCUUUCUGUGCUCCAACUAUCCCUUUCCCAUUUGUAGCAACAUCCUACUGGGGAUGUAUGCCGGGCUGGGCUGGUGGAGCAUGGAAUGCGCCAUGGAUGGGAGCGGGUGGGGGCUUAUCGCCUUCUUCAUCCACCAGUAAUGGCGGUUGUUCCUCGGGAAACAAUUCUCCAACGUUAGGGAAGCACUCCAGAGAUGGAAGCCCCACCGGUGAAGGUAAGCAGGAGAGGGGCGUCUGGAUACCCAAGACCCUUAGAAUUGAUGAUCCAGAUGAAGCUGCCAAGAGCUCCAUAUGGGCUACCCUGGGCAUCAAGCACGAGUCUGCCGAGCGCGUCACAAGAGGUGGAAUGUUUAAAGCGUUUGAAUCCAAAAAAGAAAGCGAGAGAAACAUUGCAGAGGCAUCACCGGCGUUGCGUGCUAAUCCCGCAGCAUUAUCACGAUCUCAGGCUUUCCAUGAGAACAGAUGAAGAGGUUAAUUUGUCUCUCGAGAUAUGCUCUCUAUGAAAUUAAGAUUUCUUUCUUGAUCUGUUUCUUGUGAAGCCCGGCCUUUCCGGUGGUCCAUCAUCAUGCUGCCCUCCUGUUAAAAUGCCUGUCAUGGGCCGGCGCCUGUUUCAUGGAGCUUUGAAUUGCAUGCAGGGAGCAUAUGGAAGAGAUAAGAGAAUGAACGUUGUUGUUGUUGUUCAUGUUGUCCAGAUUUUACUCUAGAACUGUGUAUUGUAUGCAUAUACGAUGUGUAAGUUCGUCAAUAGUUGAGAUUAGCAAGUGGGUAAGGACUGAUUUGAACUUUUUGUUCAGGUUGUUUGGGUCAAGGGACUUGGAAAGAAAAAAUUUUGAAAUAAAUAGAAUUUUGGCAA